AUGCCAUGUCCAACAAGCUGCCAAAAAAAAGCUAUAAAGACUUAUGAAGCAAAAGUCCAUAAGCAUAGUGCUAAUAAUUCAGAAGCAGAAAACUUUGAUGAUAUUGGUAAUCUUUUUGUUUGUGAUGAAACAAUUGAAAAUAAUAAUGCUGCAAAAAAAUUACAAGCUAGUAGAAAAGAAUUGUAUGAUGAACAGUUAAAAAAUAAAGAUCAGUUGAAGAAAGUCAAUAAAAAACAAUCAAAGAAUGAAGAUCAGUUAAAGAAAGUCAAUAAGAAUGAGAAAGAUAUUGGGAGAUUGUUAGAAGAUAAGAUUGAAGCUUGUAAUUUACUUAAAAAAAUUCUAGCUGCUCUUGAAAAUUUAGCAUUAAAUAUCAAAAAAGAAAACAUAAAUAAUGUUCUUCUUCAAAUAAAAUCAUAUAUUCAAGAAAAUAAGUGGAAUAUUACACUAUAUAUGAUUAUGUUGCAAAUGAUUGAUGUUAUUUUACUAGGGCUCAGAUUUGCACCACCUCUAAUCAUUUCUCUCAAUACUGCUAAAAAUUAUUUAAAAGAGCUUGAAUAUGUCUAUGAAAGAGUAAAAAAAGGUGUUUAUAUAGAUGGACAUGAGAGAGAAGAUGUAGUAGCUUAUCAAGAGAUAUUUUUGCAGCAAAUAAAUAAACUUGAAUAUAGAAUGCCUAUAUUUUUAGAAGAUAACAUAGAAGUGGAAACUUGGCCAGACAGCAAUAUACAAUCUCUUAUUCUUGUUACACAUGAUAAAUGCAUCUUUUCUGUUAAUAAUAAAAGUCAAAGUCUUUGGAUUCCUGAUGGAUACCAAGCCUUGUUCACAUUUGACAAUACAACAGGCUAUGCUAUUUUUUCACCUGAUGCACUUAUUGCCAACUAUAUGAAUCUUGGUCCUACUAAAAAACAAGAAAAACUAUGUAAAGCUAAAGAAUUAAGAAAAGUUCUAAGAGAAAAAGAAUUGUGGCCAGAAAAAGGAUUAAAAUUAAAAGAAACACAAAAAUUAAUGAAUGCAUAUCAAAAAGAUUUAAAGAGUAAAGCAGCUGAAUUUGCUGUUAAAAAAUAUCAUUCACAUCAUCGAAUUCCUGAUUCAGUUUUAAAUUCAAUUGGAUCUGAUUAG
Cetraspora pellucida is the source of this 1116-nucleotide messenger RNA. NCBI's taxonomy places the organism in Eukaryota, Fungi, Glomeromycota, Glomeromycetes, Diversisporales, Gigasporaceae. The record is from the annotation of a GenBank genome assembly.